CUUAAAUGUCCCUGUCACUGCCAAUAAUAUAUGGAAGGUUGAUUUCUUUCCUCAUGCUGCCAUAGCCUUCCUCUUUCCCUAGCGUUGAUGUAGAAGUCACAUUUACUCACCUUUGUGGUUGUGUCUGAAGAUGUGCAUAAAAUAAAUUGAAAUCUGUUGAUGAAGAUCGUCUGAGAAAUGAGCAUUUACUGUGCAUUAAUUUUAAUGUUGUUUUCUUUAGAAAUACUUUCAGACCUUAAUAAUUUCUGAAGUACAUAUUAAACCAACAUGUACAUGAUUUGCCGGAAUUUCUUGAAGUAUUUGGUUAAUUAUUUUCACACAGGAGACAUCAAAGCCCAAAGUAUGCUCUCUUUUGCUGAAUGAUUAAGCCAAGCUUCCCAUAACAUUUCACCAGCAAGAAGGACUAUGACAGACUGCUAACAACAAAGUAAAGUCUGCUGUGGAAAAGAAAACACGAAAAAAUGGGAAAAGAAGAAAACAAUGACCCCAAAGAUGUACAAAGAAAAGGAAAAGCCAAGAUGCAACUCAAAAGAAAUAUAGGUUAUUUUGAUGGGGUAAGUUUUAUUAUAGGAUCAAUCGUUGGAGCAGGGAUCUUUGUGUCUCCUACAGGGGUGUUAAAACAUUCCUUACUCAAUGUUGGCAUUGCUCUAACGAUCUGGACUGCAUCUGGGCUGGUUUCUCUGAUGGGUGCCCUCUGCUAUGCAGAGCUGGGAACCGCUCUGCCCUUCUCCGGAGGAGAAUACAGCCAUAUUAAAAGAGGCCUUGGAUCCCUACCAGCCUUUGUGUUUAUCUGGACAUCAACAUUCAACAAGCCAGCAUCAAAUGCUGCUCGAGCCUUGCUAUUUGCUGAAUAUGCCACACAGCCUUUCUAUGGCAUUUGUCCUGCACCAGAUGUGCUGAAGAAGUGCUUGGCCUUGGCUGUUCUCUGGUCCCUGGGGAUUUUGAAUGGCCUCAGCGUCAAAAUGUCUGUGUGGCUGCAAGCAGUUUUCACUCUGCUGAAGAUGAUGGCUUUGUCUGUGAUUGCUGUCGGUGGCAUAGUUCUCCUCGUUACCAGGCAAAAGGAGAGUCUGGCCAGGUUUGAGGACAUGUUUGCCUCAGAGAUCCCCAGCGCCUCACAGGUUGCCGAAGCCUUCUUCCAGGGGCUGUACGCGUACGGUGGCUGGUGGUCCCUCAACUACAUGGCAGAGGAGAUGAAACACCCCAGCAGAAAUAUCCCCUUAACUGUGAUGACUGCUGUUCCUGCAGUAAUUGUUUUUUAUUUGCUAGUGAACAUAUCAUAUCUGACUGUCCUCACACCUAAGGAAAUUGUCUCCUCAGUUGCUGUGGCAGUCACUUGGGCUGAUCGAGUGAUCCCCUCUGUUGCCUGGAUCAUUCCUCUCUCUGUUGCUGUCUCAAUAUUUGGUGCCCUCAACUGCAGCAUGUUCACACUCGGUCGAUUAAGCUAUGCUGGAAGUCAGUCAGGACAUUUACCUCUUUUAAUAUCCAUGCUUAAUGUCCACUCCUAUACGCCAGCACCAGCCAUGAUUUUUUCAACCAUCAUUGCAUCCAUUUUUAUCAUUCCCUCUGACCUUAUUAUGUUAACAAAUUACUUUGGAUUUUCUGCCUGGCUUAUGAUUGGAUUGACUUGUGCAAGCCUGAUUGUACUUCGAUACCGGGAACCUCAUCUACACCGACCAUACAAAGUGUUUUUACCAGUUCCAUUUAUGAUGGUGGCGAUGUCUUUCUUCCUAGUUCUAGCUCCCAUAGUCUGGUCUCCAAACAUGCAAUAUGCUUACGCUUUCCUGUUUAUGCUUGGAAGUCUUCUUAUUUAUCUGCCUUUUAUACAUUUUAAAUUGCAUUUUCCAUUUCUUGAUAAAUUUACUUGCCACUUACAGCUCCUGUUAGAAGUCUGUCCUGCUGAUGGACCUGCUGAAGGCAAAUGUGAAUAAUGGCAGAUAUUUAAUCUCAGUACAACUAAGAGACAACAAAGGAUUUUGUUUCACUGAGACUGUAAACAGUACAAUUUAUUUGUUGAUGUGAUAUAUAGGUGUGUAUGCAUGCAUACACAUAUGUAGAUGUAUACACAUAUAUUGCAAACAUGCACAUAUAUGUAUGUAUAGGCACAGAAUCACAGAAUCAACUAGGUUGGAAAAGGUCUUUAAGACCAUUAAAGUCCAGCCUAUGACCAAACACCUCCUCAUCAACUAAACCAUGGUAUUAGUAUAAUAAGUUGAUAGAUAUAUAUGUUUGGUUUCAUUUGUAUAAAUACGUAAAUAUAUAUGUAUACUAAUUUAAUAGGUGCAAAAGAUCUCUCUUAAACUUGCAAAAUCUGUAAAAUGCUUUCUCCUGCUCCUGAAAACACAGUUAAAAUUUGCAUAAAGUCUUGCAAUAUUAGAAAUAAGACUCAAUCACAAUGCAAAUAACUAUCAAUAUUAUCAUACUGUAAGUGAAUAAAUACAUAAUAGCAUCAUAAAAAUACACUCACACUGAAAUAAAUUGUCUGGAUUAUUGUUAGUUUGCAGUAGCUCACUGAUUAGAACUUCUGGUUUUAAAGACUUGAUUUUUUUUUCAUCUGCUACUUUUUUGUCAUUAAUUUGUUUUUAA
Molecule: messenger RNA, 2583 nt
Organism: Taeniopygia guttata (zebra finch)
Lineage: Eukaryota; Metazoa; Chordata; Aves; Passeriformes; Estrildidae
Gene: SLC7A13
Product: solute carrier family 7 member 13
Biological process (GO): amino acid transmembrane transport
Cellular component (GO): membrane
Molecular function (GO): L-amino acid transmembrane transporter activity
Source: RefSeq, a predicted model, not a curated record